Messenger RNA from Gossypium raimondii (Peruvian cotton), 2261 nucleotides. RefSeq names its product rab GTPase-activating protein 22. Gene Ontology annotation, biological process: activation of GTPase activity. The transcript has 5 exons. The record is from RefSeq and is a predicted model, not a curated record. Gene Ontology annotation, molecular function: GTPase activator activity. NCBI's taxonomy places the organism in Eukaryota, Viridiplantae, Streptophyta, Magnoliopsida, Malvales, Malvaceae. The coding region runs from base 469 to 2112 and encodes 547 amino acids.
CUUAAGGUCAAUCUGCAAGUCUUUCACUUUGAAAACCCUCUCUCUCUCUAAAAAUUCGAUAGAGCAGAGAGAGUCUAGAGGGAGAGACUAAAGGAAAGGGGGGCAGCUUAAGCUUCUCUCUUUGUUUUGGGCUUUCCUUUACAUUAAAACUUCCAUGGUACCUUCAAGCAACAACAACGGUCAGACCGUAAUCCACCACUUCGGCGGCGGUGGAGACGGCGGAUUCUGGUCGGAUUUGGCGAAACCUCCUUCUAAAACUGAUUUCUCCGUCACUGCCAUUGCCGGUAACGCUUUCUUCGCUACCGUUUUUUACACCAGUACUAGGUGAGAAAAAAAAAGGAAAUGAAAAACUGAUCCAUCGUUGAAUGCUAAAGAAAAAUUAAAAUAAAAUCUCAGAAAACCCUAGUAAGGACACGUAGUGAGAGUAGUUGAUUAAAUAGGAAAAAAAAUAAAAUCAAAUCGUAAUAGAUGAAAGCUCUUAGACGAAGUCAGACUUCGUCUUCAUCUUCGAACUCGCCUUCAUCGUCAUCUUCUUCGUCGUCUUCGUCAUCGUCGUGGACUUAUUUACGUUCGGUUCUUUUCGUUGUUACUUCUUCUUCACCGGCUGCCUGUUCUUCCGCUGAUAGUGGUAGACUCAAAUCACCUUGGUCUCGCCGGAGAAAGAAACAUGCCCUUUCACCUCAGCAGUGGAGAAGUUUGUUUAACCCCGAUGGUAGACUCCGGGAUGGCGGGAUCAAGUUCUUGAAAAAAGUUCGCAGUAGGGGUGUUGAUCCCGGAAUUAGGGCUGAGGUCUGGCCAUUUCUUCUGGGAGUUUAUGACUUAAACAGUUCUGAAGAAGAACGAGAUGCUGUUAGAACUCAGAAAAGGAAGGAAUAUGAAAAACUUCGAAGAGAGUGCUCCCAACUCCCAAAACCCAGCACCAGGAGUUUUAAUUUGACUGAAAUUGGUGGAACUUGUCAAAAUGGAGACAGUGAAAGUCUUAAUCAGGAGACAGACACAUCUAGCUCUGAAGAGGGGGUUAGUGCCCGAGAAUCUCUGUCUAGCGAGGAAAGGAACCCAAAUGCUGACUACUCAGAUGAACCAUCCAAUACUUUAAUGGAAGGAGAUGAUAGUUCAAGAAGAACAACAAAUGCUGAUGUAUCGGCACUGAACAGCGAGUCAUCAGAUUCCGACUCAUCUGAAGACCCUGAAGUGAUUCAGGGUUCUACCUUUCUGGAUGGCGAGGAGGAGAAUGAUACUGAUGUGCCUUUGAAAAGGAAAUUUUCUCCCUCUACCAAUGAAUGGCUAUCAAAACUACAUGCAACUGAAGAUUUUUCCACCUGGCAGCGAAUCAUUCGUUUAGACGCCAUUCGUGCCAAUACUGAAUGGAUGCCAUACUCUGUUUCUCAGGCUGCAGUAUCAGAUCGGAGGGCACGCCGUUUAGCUAAGGCUGUUGGAUUAAAGGAUUAUGAUCACCUGGAGCCUUACGUAAUUUUCCAUGCUGCACGUUUGGUUACUAUCCUUGAAGCUUAUGCGCUUUACGAUCCCGAAAUUGGCUACUGCCAGGGCAUGAGUGAUCUUCUUUCUCCAAUAAUUUCAGUCAUCCCAGAUGAUUAUGAAGCUUUUUGGUGCUUUGUAGGUUUCAUGAAGAAAGCUCGACAUAAUUUUAGGCUUGAUGAGGUGGGGAUCAGAAGGCAACUUAAUAUUGUUUCCAAGAUAAUCAAAUGUAAGGACUCUCACCUCUACCGGCAUCUGGCGAAGCUCAAAGCCGAGGAUUGCUUUUUUGUUUAUAGAAUGGUGGUGGUACUGUUUAGAAGGGAAUUGACAUUCGAACAGACAAUUUGCCUCUGGGAGGUGAUGUGGGCAGAUCAGGCAGCCAUUAGGGCUGGGAUCGGGAAGUCCGCCUGGAGUAGGAUAAGACAAAGAGCACCCCCUACAGACGAUCUAUUACUUUAUGCCAUUGCAGCUUCGGUGUUGCAGAAGAGGAAAUUGAUCAUUGAGAAUUAUGGCAGCACAGAUGACAUUAUAACAGAGUGCAAUAGCAUGUCGGGCCAACUCGAUGUAUGGAAACUCCUAAACGAUGCACACGAUUUGGUGGUAACUCUUCACGACAAGAUAGAAUCAACCUUUUGACUGUUACCGAUAAAUUUAUGUGCUUCGAGUUCUUUUUUGGACCUCAGUGCUGUUAGUAUUUCAAUCCUCCUGCUGAGAUUUUUUUUUUUUGCUUCAAAGCCAGUUGCAAUUGCUUAUUUAACAGAUAAUAUGAAGACCAUUAUUACCUA